This is a messenger RNA of Alternaria atra, 1623 nucleotides long. RefSeq lists its product as uncharacterized. Lineage: Eukaryota; Fungi; Ascomycota; Dothideomycetes; Pleosporales; Pleosporaceae. The record is from RefSeq and is a predicted model, not a curated record. Gene Ontology annotation, molecular function: ATP binding; ATP hydrolysis activity; ATP-dependent protein folding chaperone. Bases 1 to 1623 code for a protein of 540 amino acids. Gene Ontology annotation, biological process: protein folding. The transcript is spliced from 11 exons. Gene Ontology annotation, cellular component: chaperonin-containing T-complex.
AUGUCGGCCGCACAACUUCUCAAUCCCAAGGCCGAGUCGAGGAGGCGCGGGGAGGCUCUCCGUGUGAACAUCUCGGCCGGUGAGGGCUUGCAACAGGUUCUCGCCUCAAAUUUGGGACCCCGCGGUACACUGAAGAUGCUCGUAGAUGGCGCUGGAGGAAUCAAGCUCACAAAAGAUGGAAGCGUCCUGCUCAAGGAGAUGCAAAUUCAAAAUCCCACUGCCGUCAUGAUUGCACGAGCAGCAACAGCGCAGGACGAAAUCACAGGCGAUGGAACAACAUCAGUGGUACUGUUGGUUGGAGAACUACUGAAGCAGGCCGAUCGCUACAUCGCCGAGGGCCUCCACCCCCGAGUGAUCGCAGAUGGUUACGAUAUUGCGAAGACGGAGUCGCUAAAGUUCCUUGACGAGUUCAAGCUCACCAAGGAAGUCGACCGCGAACUCCUCCUCUCUGUCGCGAGAACCUCGCUCUCGACCAAGAUCAACAGCACGCUCGCCGAACAAUUGACCCCCGACAUUGUUGAUGCCGUGCUCGCGAUCUACCAGGCGCCCGCAAAGCCAGAUCUGCACAUGGUUGAAAUCAUGACCAUGCAACAUCGCACCGCCGCCGACACACAGCUCAUCCGAGGACUUGCUCUAGAUCACGGCGCAAGGCAUCCAGACAUGGCCAAGAGGGUUGAGAACGCAUACAUUCUGACUCUCAACGUCAGCUUAGAGUACGAAAAGUCCGAGAUCAACUCUGGCUUCUACUACUCGAGCGCGGAACAAAGGGAGAAGCUUGUUGAGAGCGAGCGACGCUUCGUCGACGAGAAGCUGAGGAAGAUUGUUGAGCUGAAGAAGGAAGUCUGCGGCGACGACCCUAAGAAGGGCUUCGUGAUAAUAAACCAGAAGGGUAUCGACCCGCUCAGCUUGGAUGUUCUUGUCAAGAACGGAAUCUUCGCACUGAGGAGAGCGAAGAGGAGGAACAUGGAGCGUCUCCAGCUCGUGUGCGGUGGCACAUCACAAAACAGUGUAGACGAUAUGACACCAGACGUCCUCGGAUACGCGGGUCUUGUUUACGAGCACCAGCUGGGCGAGGAGAAGUACACAUUCAUUGAAGAUGUCAAGGAGCCGAAGUCCGUCACUUUACUCAUCAAGGGCCCAAACACACACACUAUUGCUCAGAUCAAGGACGCCGUUCGCGAUGGCUUGAGGAGUGUGUACAACAUGAUCGUCGACGGAAGCGUCGUACCAGGUGGAGGUGCUUUCCAGGUCGCAUGCGCGGCUCAUCUCGAGAGCGAGCAAUUCAAGAAGACAGUCAAGGGUAAAGCGAAGUGGGGUGUAUCAGCCUUCGCUGACGCGCUGCUUGUCAUUCCCAAGACACUGGCGGCAAAUUCGGGUCAUGACAUCCAAGAUUCAUUGGCUGCGCUACAGGACGAGCACGCUGAGGGCAAUGUCGUCGGCCUGAACCUUGCAACUGGAGAAGCCAUGGACCCUACUCAAGAAGGUGUCUACGAUUCGUUCCGAGUACUGCGCAACUGCAUAGCGUCCGCUACCGGUAUCGCGUCGAACUUGCUGUUGUGUGACGAAAUGCUGAAGGCACGACAGAUGGGACGACAACCUGGACCUGGCGGCGAGGAGCAAUGA